AUACAUGAUUGUCGGAUGUGACGUAUCCACUUAUAAUAGUUACCUACGCUCUACUCGAUCUAAAGCUGUAGAUUUUUAUUCUGGAUCAUUGGAUAGACAAUCUUUAUAUAAAUGUAAUUAUUUUAUAAACGGCUUUUACGUUUUUAAUUUUCAACAUUUGUGGUAGAUCACUGAAAAAAAUUCAAGUAUACAAAGUGUAAGUGAAAUCAUUAUUUCCGUUCAGGGAAAAUAACAUUCUAAACGUUGGUAGCCGUGUCGUAUCAGUCUUCGGCGUUGCAAGAUUUAUUGAUAUCAAAAUAGGACAAUUGUAUCAAAUAUCAGAAUUUCUUAUUUUCAUGUUCGUCGUUUUUUAGUAAUAACAUGUUUAUUUAUCAUUAUUUUAUUUUCAGAACUAUUAAUUUAUCAUUUUAUGACAACAAUUUGGAAAAAAAAUUAUAUUGGCAACAAUGUUGUACAUCUGUCAAAUGAUCGUAAAACUAGAAAAGGUAGCAAAUUAAAAUUAUAAAUAUUGAUCUGAUUGUUUAUUUAUUUAUCAACAAGAAUAAUUAUUAUAAAUUACGACUGAUAUGUAUUUAGUAAACAUCCGAAAAAUUAGAAACUAACUUAGACACGUUAUUGAAUCACAGAUUAGUCAAGAAAUGUUUACAUUUUAAAUCGAAUAAUAAUGAUUUAAUGAUAAAGAAUGUUUUUUAUAAAAAAUAAAAACGAUAAUUUACAUAAUGUCUGCGUAUUUAUUCCAGUAAUCGACAAAGAUAUAAACACGUUAUAAAAUCGCUUUUUCACUAGUUAUCUAACAAGUAUAUAAAAAACCAGAGGUGGCGUAUUAGAAUCAGCAAGUCAUUAUAUUUACAUGAAAUAUACAUUGUUUUGUGAUAAGGAGAGUUGAAUUAAGCAAAUUAAAUUGAAAAGAAUAAUCUUUUAUUUGUUGAAAUGUAAACGUAAUAAUAAAUCUUAAAUUUUACACAAUCUGGCAACGACGUAUAACCUUGAUCCAAUAACGCCAACAUUAACAAAAACAGCGAAACUAAUUAUAACCUAAGAGUCACAACAAAUGUAUGAUUAUUAAUAAAUUUGUAUUUUUCUUUAAUGAAAAUAUAGUAUUUCAAAACUUGAAAACAAAGUGUAAAAGGAGAUCUCAAAAUAGGUGAAUUCUAAUGUAAAACAAUAUUUUGCUUUUACCUUAUAAUAUCAUAAUUGCGACUUAUAUUUAAUAUGUAAAACUAGAUAAAAACUUUGUUUAUCAUCUCAAGUAAUUUUAAUUGAGUGUCAAUAUACAAAGUCGUCAAAUAGAAGUCUUGGAUUACUGAAAUCACCUAUGUCGAUCCAACGAAUUAUGAUACUUUUUUCAACGGAAACGCGGUCGUAGAUUUUUUCAAAGGACUAGGACGGAUGUUCUAUAUAGUGAAUCCUUCCGAAACUACGUAUAAUGAUCCGCAAGCAGUUCCGCAAUUUUUUAAAAACGCAUGGCCGUACUUCCUCUUGUUUAUGCUUAUAGAAAAUAUAAUUCUUUGGAUUGAAAACAAACCGAUAUAUAGAUUAAAUGACAGUUUAACAAGUUUUUCUCAUGGUCUUAUUCAACAUUCAGGAAAGUUAGUUUUUAGAAGUGCGGAAAGUUACGCUUAUUUCUAUUUAUAUCAAAAUUUUCGUAUAAUCAAUUUACCUUGGAAUAAUCCGGUGACUUGGUAUUUAGCUGCUAUAGGAGUUGAUUUUUGUUAUUAUUGGGUUCAUAGAGCAUGUCAUGAAGUACAUAUUUUAUGGGCACAGCAUCAAGUACACCACAGUUCUGAAGAAUUCAAUUUAGCCGUUGGUCUGAGACAAUCAAUUUUCCAGGGAUGGUGUGGCUUCUUGUUUUAUUUACCAUUAGCUUUCGUUAUCCCGCCAGCUCAUUUUGUAACACAUCAACAAUUCAACCUCUUGUAUCAAUUUUGGAUUCAUUCAAAGACUAUUACUACUCUUGGGCCAUUGGAGUACGUAUUCAAUACUCCUCAACAUCACAGAGUACAUCAUGGAAGUAAUAUUUACUGUUUGGAUAAAAACUACGGUGGUGUGUUGAUCAUUUGGGAUCGUUUGUUCGGGACUUUUGCUAGCGAGAAGAAGGACGAAGAAAUUAUUUAUGGUCUCGUCUUUAAUCAGCCAUCUUUUAAUCCGUUACAUUUACAAACUUUCUACACUGAAUAUGUUAUUCAGAGAUUCAACGCCAUGACUACUUUGAAGGAGAAGUUCGCCGCUUUAUUUUAUGGUCCGAGUUGGCAACCAGGCAAACCUCGAUUAGGUUUAGAAGAAGAUAAAGUGAAGGUGACUAAAAGAGAAAAAUACGACGUCCAGUUACCGUUAUGGUGCAACGUUUAUCUGUUUAUACACUUUUGUUUGGUAGUAUACGGAUACCAACAACUGGCAACUCUGCAUUUGAACCUCAAUCCGUUGACAGUUCUUUCGUUCGUGAUUUACAUAAUCGCGUCUCUGACGACGAUCGGUAUGCUGUUCGAUGACCGUCCUUACGCAUGCGUUUUCGAACUGCUACGUUGCAUGCUUUUGGUCACGGCUAUACAACGCGUCAACUUUUCAAAAAUCGACGACAAUUUAUUAACCAGCAUCGAAGUUUUUUUUUUGAUAUCGGCGAUUUUUUGGUUCCUUCAAAGCAUCAAAGUCCUUCAAGUUUUGAAAAUAAAAACGAAAUGAUUGUUUGUUUUUUUAUUUUUUAACGGAAUAUUGUUAUAGUUCGACUGAUAUUUAUUGUGUGAUAACAACGGCGGUUCAUUGAAAGAAAAGUAUUUACAAAAACGUACCAUUUUGUUUAACAAACUUUUUUGUUUUUUUAUCGAAUCGUUGUUAAAUUUUAGUGAUAGUAUGCCAAAAUGUACUUAAUAUUUAUUGUUAAUAUAUUUAUUCAAAUUUUU
Messenger RNA from Diorhabda sublineata, 2897 nucleotides. RefSeq names its product alkylglycerol monooxygenase-like. Lineage: Eukaryota; Metazoa; Arthropoda; Insecta; Coleoptera; Chrysomelidae. The transcript is spliced from 10 exons. Gene Ontology annotation, cellular component: endoplasmic reticulum. The coding region runs from base 1390 to 2679 and encodes 429 amino acids. Gene Ontology annotation, biological process: lipid biosynthetic process. Gene Ontology annotation, molecular function: iron ion binding; oxidoreductase activity. The record is from RefSeq and is a predicted model, not a curated record.